UUUUUCUAGCAGCAAAAGUGUUAAGUAGAGAGUUGGUUUUGAAAACGUCAACAUACUGUGUUGUUUUGUAAUAUAAUUAUUAAUUAUUAUUAAAAAUUCUUCUCAAUUCGUCAUCGUAUAAAUAUGAGUGACGGAGAUAUAUUAACUACUUUAAAAUUAUUGAUAAUUGGUGAAAGUGGUGUUGGAAAGUCAAGUUUACUAUUACGUUUCACUGAUGACACAUUUGAUCCAGAUCAACCAGCCACUAUAGGUGUUGAUUUUAAAGUAAAGACUCUUGCGAUUGAAGGUACUGGUAACACAGCAAAGCUGGCAAUAUGGGACACUGCAGGUCAAGAACGAUUCCGUACACUAACACCAAGCUAUUACAGAGGUGCGCAGGGCUGCAUACUAGUUUACGAUGUAAAUAACAAAGCAACAUUUCAACGAUUAAGCCAAUGGCUAAGUGAACUUGAAACUUUCUCAACUAAAGGCGAUAUCAUCAAAAUGCUAGUAGGCAACAAAAUUGACAAGGAUGAAAGAGUGGUGACGCGAGAGGAAGGCUUGAAGUUUGCUAAGAAACAUUCAAUGCUGUUUAUCGAGGCUAGUGCUAAAACAAGAGAUGGGGUUCAGUGUGCCUUUGAAGAACUAGUAGAAAAGAUCAUUCAAACACCUGGACUAUGGGAAAGUGAAGGCUCCUCUGGCUUGGUAAUAACACAGGGAGGUCAAAAUGGUGGAGGUCAAGCCUGCGGAGGUUACUGUUCAACGAUAUGAUCAUCUGGAUUACACAUGUAGCCGCUCUACUGUUUACCAUACUUCCAAAGAUAUUUGACCGAGCACUAUCACAUAAACAUGCUGUCAUUGGUGCUUUUUUAGUGCUCAUACAAAAUAGGGUCAUGUUUUCAAGGUUAUGAUCAUGUGAUGGUUUGGGAUGUGAUCACAGCAUGCCAUAUUUAAUGUUAAAAUUGUUUUUGAAAGAGAAACUUUCAGUGUUAGAAUGUGAUGUGCAUGACUCUUGAAUGCAUGUUCAUAAUUCUCCGGUUAAUGAUUUUGUUAUUUCCUUUUUUUAUUUUUUUUUUAUAAUACACACCACCAACUUAUUCACACUCAUUUUUUAUCAUAAUUAUAGCUUCUUUUCUUCCAAUAUAAAUUGGCCAUAGACUACAUAGUAAUCACAACCACGCAGAAGUUUGGUCUGAUAAUAGGCCCACCAUCGGUCAAUCUACAAAUUGGGACCAAUGUCAUUGAGACAUGCUGUUGAAGUGUUCACUAAUAUUAUAACAUCAAAACCUUAAUAUAUAAAUUUACAAGAGAAUUAUGGUUUAUUUAAAUCAGUCUACUGAUACAGAUUUGUUAAUAUUUUGUAAUGGUGGUGUUUUUAUAUCGCCAUAAAAUGUAACAUUAAGUGGUGUAUGUUUGGAAUGUAUAUACAUUUAAAUAAUAUUGUAUUUUUGAUUAUUUUCAUAUAGGAACAUAGCAUUCAUAAUUAUUGUAAAGAAUUGUACAGUACAGGCUUAUUGCUUUUCAGUACAUCCAAGAAUAGCACUCACCCUUAAUAGUUACAUUACUGAUUGUUGUAAUAUAAGAAUAUUUCUAGGAAUUGUCUGUGAAAAGAAAAAUGGGUAAUUAUAUAAUAUUGUUAUUGGAUGCUCACUUUCAAGGUGGCAUUGAUAAGUGUUGAAUCAUUUAUGAACAACUAGAAGCAUAUUCAACCUAGGUGCUGGUGGCUUCCAAAGCAAAAGAGGAAAUUCCACUAUUGUAAUACCCCAUUCAGACUAGCAUCGCAUUGCGAUCGGUUGUAGCAAUUGCGACACCCAGUCGCACCCAAUCGCAAAGUAAAAUUGUGUGUGAAAGCUCACCAAUAGUCGUCAAUAAGUAAUCAAUAUCAAUUGUUACCUGUUACGAUUGGGUGCUACAAUCUCAAUACUCCAGAUUACCACAGAAUCUGAUCACAAGAAGUCACAACGAAUUCCACAGGCACUGUUUGGCUGAGGUCAGUGAACAUAGGCCUAGCAACCAGAGGCCUAGGCCCUAGAAUAUAAAGUUUGUGUUGGUGUGAAUGCGUUUGUUGAUUGCGAUCGGGAGUAAUCAGUUGGAUUACCACCGAUUACAUCCCAACAGAGUGUAGUCUGAAUAGGGUAUUAGAGUCCUUCACAUUAUAAUAUAAAAAGAAUCAAUUGCACUGUUAUGAUGAAAAGAAGGUUGGUGUUUUGUAGCGAAAUAAUAAUAUAAUAUUAUACAAAUAUUUUUAUUGCACCAGCCAAUUUUAAUUAAUAAUAAAAGGCAAUAAAAUCCUCUCAAAGAUACAUGUUACUAUGUAAUGAAUACAUUUCAAUAAUUUUAAGGUGAUGGACAAAUGAAUUAUUAGGUAAUCAUGAUAAUUAUUAAUUUAUAAUACACAUUAUUAAUUAUUUGUUCUCAUUGCACCAGUAUAAUUAUUCACUGAGUAAAGAUUUGCUGAAAUAUUUUUUGAUGUAAUUUUUAGUUUGAUACAGUAUUAUAUUGAUUAAAGCAAUCAGGAAAUAUUUAAAA
Molecule: messenger RNA, 2508 nt
Organism: Anneissia japonica
Lineage: Eukaryota; Metazoa; Echinodermata; Crinoidea; Comatulida; Comatulidae
Product: ras-related protein Rab-18-like
Exons: 7
Coding region: 124-750 (208 amino acids)
Molecular function (GO): GTP binding; GTPase activity
Source: RefSeq, a predicted model, not a curated record